UUAAAUAAUUUUUAAGGGGAAUUUUGUAGUUAUGUUCAAUCCGAGUCCCAUAAACGCAAGGUGAAAACGGCUGCAUCAGUAAAAUCCUCAGUGAAAUAGAACUGCUUAUACACUUUAGUUUGAUACCAAGAUGUAGGGAAUAAGGUAACAGUGUACAAGACGGAUGUAAUGUAGGUUUUGUGGCAGCCACACACAGGAGAACGCUGUCCACCCGCUCCCUCUGUCGCUCCGGCGGAAGGAAGGGCCGGCGGCGUCACCGCCACGGCUGCGCACACGGCCCGGCCCGGGCUGCUGCUGUGCUGCUCCCUGCUCCUCCUUCCCUUCCUGCUGCUGUGCUGCUCCCUGCUCCUCCUUCCCUUCCCUUCCUGCUGCUCGUUCCCUUCCUCCUCCUCCUCCUUCCCUCGGGUCCGAUGGCGGCGAGUGACGCGGAAAGGGCCCAGCAGCAGAUUGAUGAAAUUGAAGCCCUUUCAUCAAUCUAUGGUGAUGAUUGGUGUGUUGUUGAUGAAGAUGAAAAAAUCUAUUGCAUUAAGAUUAGCGACUGUCUGGAUCAACCAAAAUGGACCCUCUGUUUGCAGGUGAUUUUGCCACCAGGAUAUCCAACUGCAGAGCCACCUAUUUAUCAACUAAAUGCCCCUUGGCUUCGAGGACAAGAUUAUACAGAACUAGCAAAUAGCUUGGAAGAAAUAUAUGUACAGAACCUUGGUGAAAGCAUACUCUAUUUAUGGGUGGAGAAGAUACGAGAAGUCCUGGUAGAAAAGGCACAGUCUUCAGAUCCAGAACCAGAUAGUAAGAAAACCACUGAAGAAGUUGAUGAAGAUGAUGGAGAUGAUUUUCUCCUGGACUAUCAGCCCAUUCAGGAAGAUCAAAUUAAAAUGUUAAAUUACGUGACAUCUGAAAGUCAAGAAGAUGAAGAGCUGCCCCCCAUACAUCAUGGAAACCCAAUCACAGAUCGAAGGAGCACUUUCCAGGCGCAUUUGGCUCCAGUGGUGACAACCAGACAAGUUAAAAGAGUUCUUGAAAAAUUAUAUGAGAACAAGAAGAUUGCAAGUGCUACACACAACAUCUAUGCAUACAGAAUAUACUGUGAAGAUAAGCAGACAUUCCUACAGGAUUGUGAAGAUGAUGGAGAGACAGCAGCGGGUGGACGUCUUCUCCAUCUUAUGCAGAUUUUGAACGUCCACAAUGUGCUAGUUGUGGUGUCUCGCUGGUAUGGAGGUAUUCUCUUGGGACCAGAUCGUUUCAAACAUAUAAACAAUUGUGCCAGAAAUGUACUUGUGGAGUACAGCUAUGUGCCAUCAACGGAAGAGUCAUCUAGACAAGCUGGAAAGAGCAAAAAGAUAAGGAAGGACAACAAGAAGAGAACAGAACACUAAUUUAUUUUUAAAAAACUUUAAAAUAGUAUUUUGCACAUAUUUAUACAAAAAACCCCCCUGGACCUUACUGCCUUAUAAAAUGUACAUGUUGUAUUCAGAAGAGAGUUCAGUAAAGCCAUAGAUAUAUUUUUAUCUUGUUCUGUGAUUUCUUCUGCUGUUCUGAAGUGGAGCUUAGACACAAGUUUUCUGUUUCUUACACAUGUGAGCUCCUUGUUAUGAGGACAGUGCAGAAUCUGGAACCUCUGCUCCAUCCCACCCCUUCCCACCAAACGACAGCUGACUAAUUGAAAACGUGGAUUUCUCAUCUCCAUUCCUGGAUUCAAAUAUGUGUCUUGUAUUACUAAUUGAAUUCUGUACUGAGAGUGGGACUAGAAUCAUUUAUACACCAGGUCACUUACAAAGUUUUAGAUACUCUUUUGUAUCUAAAAUUGUAUGUUUUCCUUUUGUGAAAGGAAAACAUGGAGUCAGGUGUGGUGUUUGGAGGGCCUGGUCCUGCCUGUGCAGUUCCUGAUCAGAUGCCAGAUGGGGCCUGCUUGACUUACAGAAGACUGAACAUGGGCAGUGAGCUAAGAAAUGUGCUGGAACUACUACAGAAUUUCUUUGAGGAUUGUUCUGUGGUGGUUGGUACUCCAGGAGCCUGUUGAAAAGAUGAGAAUUUUGUGUUGCAUAAUUAAAGGAAGCAGUGAAAUAGACCAUACAGUGAGUGAACAAAAUGAAUCUCCUAUCCUUUAAAGUGUCUGAAAAUGGACCGUCAGAGUGGAAACACAUUUUUAUUUUCAGACAAUUUCUUUCAAAGAGAGCAUGAGGUGUCUUGUGGACACUUUUGGUUAGGUAAAUCACAGUCCCUUCCUGUCUUUGUUUGCAAGCAUUUCCUAAGUUUAAACUUCCUUUAUUCCAAGAAGUAGGUACAACAAGGGAAAGAGAUUACAAAAAUGUCUGACAACAAAUCUUAACUUUUAAAAUUCUGCUGGGACAUUGUUUUUAAUGUUAAACUGAAGCAGCAGUUUUAACAAUUUUUGUUAUCAAAUAUUGUCAGGUUUUUAAGACAUACUGCACACUUGUGGAAGAGUUACAAAUUUCAUUGCCUGGCAAAAGAAAAAAAUAGAAGAAUGAUAGAAUUAAUUUAUACCGAAAGUACAAUUGCCUCUCAUAAAAAUAUGUCAACAAAGAAUCAAACAUGACCAGGAAAGGGUGGAUAGUGGAUUUUCCUGGUUUUGCUUUGUUAUUCUGCAAAUGAAUCAAGAGUACAGCUGAACACAGAUUAGCCAUUACAGAAUUAGAGUUUCCUACAAGGUAGUAUCAGAAUGAUUUUUUUUAUUUUGUGUCUCAAACCUGAAUGAGCAGACCAAGAGUUUUUAUCUGCUCUCUGAUUGGAAUACCUCGUGUUGGGGGUUAGAUUUGCCUCUUUUUCAAUUACAGAAUUUUUUCCCAUAAGUUUCUAAGAAACCCUAAUGACAGUACUUAGCCAGAACAAAGAGAGUAGUUGAAGGACAUGGCAGCACAAGGCUACACCUAUUGUUUUUGAGUCCCUGGGAGUGUCCCUCAGAGGGGAGAGAUGAUGAGCUUUGGGAAAAGUAAAAAGAGCUGGGGGAGGGGGGCUCACUCUUGCUCUCAGAAUCGAGGAAGACAGUCAAGCUGCCCCUUGCUGCAGGAAGAGUUCACGGCCAUCACUCUGCCUCUGUCUUGUCCUGGGAAAUCUAUCGUCAUCUGCUCCUGUACCCGGGAAUCCUGAGCUGGCUUUCUCCAGCCUCCCCCCACCGCCGCUGCUUCUUCGGACCUUUGAGGCUCUCCUGCUGCUCUGUAGCCCUGCACUGCCCAGCCCUGCCGGGACACCCCUGCUGCUCCAGCUGCCAGCGCAGAGCUCCUCAUCUCAUCCACCAGCCCGGGACUUUCCUCCCUUCCAGCUCGGCCUCUCGGAGCCCUGCAGGGGCACCGAGAUCAAACUGCCCCAGGCUUCUGUAAAAGAAAGCCCUCAAGGUUCUUGGCUCUGUUUAUUACUAAUGCUGUAGUUGUUGUUUGUUUGUUGUUUCAUCAUAUAUACUAGUAAAGAACUGUUAU
Messenger RNA from Prinia subflava (tawny-flanked prinia), 3431 nucleotides. RefSeq names its product impact RWD domain protein (gene IMPACT). Lineage: Eukaryota; Metazoa; Chordata; Aves; Passeriformes; Cisticolidae. Bases 411 to 1373 code for a protein of 320 amino acids. The transcript has 11 exons. Gene Ontology annotation, biological process: GCN2-mediated signaling; regulation of translational initiation. Gene Ontology annotation, molecular function: protein binding. Gene Ontology annotation, cellular component: cytoplasm. The record is from RefSeq and is a predicted model, not a curated record.